Scutellospora calospora is the source of this 311-nucleotide messenger RNA. Lineage: Eukaryota; Fungi; Glomeromycota; Glomeromycetes; Diversisporales; Gigasporaceae. The record is from the annotation of a GenBank genome assembly.
AAUUAAAAUUACAAAAAGAGAAAAACCAAACCUACUCUGAGACCCAACUAGAACAUAGUUUAGAAAACCCCUAUAUUCAAGUUCAGACUGAACCUAAACAAGAAUUACAACUCACAACAUCUAAAGAGAAUUAUACUACAGAAGAAACAGAAGACAACAACUCUAACCUAGUACAAAAAACAAACACCUCAUCUCCUAACUUAGAAUUAUUCAAACUAGAAAGUGAAACUGCAACAGCAGAUACUCAGAAAGAAGAACAAGAAAAAAUAACAGAGGUAGCUACCUCUGAACAGGGCUCUUUUUCUUAUUAG